Messenger RNA from Caenorhabditis angaria, 1919 nucleotides. The record is from the annotation of a GenBank genome assembly. Lineage: Eukaryota; Metazoa; Nematoda; Chromadorea; Rhabditida; Rhabditidae.
AUGGCAAUCGGUGGAAUUUCGCAAAACGAAUUGGUUUUUCUGCGACUAUUGGAGCGGACAAAAAGAUUGACCAAAGAGAAUUUGUCGCAAAAUGUGUGGAAAGUGACAGCGGCGAUAAAAGUGUUGACAAAUCAAUUGAAUCAAUUGGAAGAGUGUGGAGAGGAAAAUGAUAUGAUAUUAGAAUAUCGAAGAGAAAUUGUGCAAUUGGGACUAUUGGCCGAGGCUGAAAAACAGGCGACAAUUGAAGAAUCGCUGAAAAUUGUGGAGAAAAUACCAAGAACCUUUCCAAACCAAAAUCCAGAUGAAAAAAAUUGAGCAAAAAGAGUCGGCGGCUGGAAUAAGAGAGGCUCAAAAAUCGAUUUAUCGCCAAGAUUUGCGGCACGAAUUGUUGAGAAAUCGAAAAACCCAUGAAAAUCAUGAAAAUUUCGGGAAUUCUGAUGAGAUUUUCAUGAAAAACGAGAAAAUCGAAGAGAAUUUGGCCGAGGAUUUGCUGAAAAUGACGAAAUCGCUGAAGAGUGUGAUGAGUGCGGCGGGUGAGGUGAUCAAAGAGGAUAAUGUGAGAUUGAGCAAGAUGCAGCAGCAGGUGGAUAAGAAUAAGAGCGAUUUGGAGGUGAGUUGAAGGCUCCAGGGUGGAAAAUUGUGAAAAUUUAGGUUUUCCAUGUAAAUUUCAUGAAAAUUGGAUGUUUUUAGGUAAAAAUAUGCUCAAAAUGCUCCAAAUUCUAGAAUUUCAGCGAAAAAUUCUCUGAAAAUCAUGAUUUUUAGCUCAGAAUGCUCUAGAAGGAAGUUUUUAUGGCUCCUGGGUUAAAAAUCGUGAAAUUUGGAUGUUUUUAGGUGAAAAUAUGCUCAAAAUGCUCCAAAUUCAAUAAUUUCAGCUAAAAAAUGCUCUGAAAAUUAUAAUUUUUAGCUCAGAAUGCUCCAGAAGGAAGUUUUUAUGGCUCCAGGGUGAAAAAUCGUGAAAAUUGAAUGUUUUUAAGUAAAAAAAUGAUCAAAAUGCUCCAAAUUCAAUAAUUUCAGCUAAAAAUGCUCUGAAAAUCAUGAUUUUUAGCUCAGAAUGCUCCAGAAGGGAGUUUUUAUGGCUCCAGGCUUAAAAAUCGUGACAAUUUGAGUUUUCUAUGUAAAUUUCAUGAAAUUUGAAUGUUUUUUAGUAAAAAUAGGUAAAAAUAUGCCCAAAAUGCUCCAAAUUCUAUAAUUUCAGCUAAAAAAUGCUCUGAAAAUCAUGAUUUUCAGCUCAAUUCUCUAGAAGCUCCAAAAUUUAAUUUCAAGUCAAAUUUAAGAAUAAUUGGACAUUUUUAUGGCUCUAGGGUUAAAAAUUGUGAAAAUUUGAUUGAAAAUCAUGAAAAUUUGAGUUUUCCAUGUAAAUUUCAUGAAAAUUGGAUGUUUUUAAGUAAAAAUGGGUGAAAAUAUGCUCAAAAUGCUACAAAUUCAAUAAUUUCUGUUCAAAAUUAUCUCAAAAUUAUGAUUUUCAGCCCAGAAUGCUCUAGAAGGAAGUUUUUAUGGUUCCAGGGUUAAAAAUCAUGAAAAUUGGAUGUUUUUAUGUAAAAAUAUGCUCAAAAUGGUCCAAAAUCAAUAAUUUCAGCUAAAAAUGCUCUGAAAAUCAUGAUUUUUAGCUCAGAAUGCUCCAAAUUUCCUCAUUUUCGGCUCAAAAUGAAUUUCAGUCCAAAUAUAUCGAAUUUCAGCUUAAAAUGCUCCAAAAUUUAAUUUUAGGUCGAAAAUACCCAUAUUUAUACUGAAAAUGCUCCAAAUUUCAGCCAAAUCUCAAAAUUUCAGUUUUUUUUCAGAUCGAAAGUGAUCGCCUGGCCCACCAUGCUUAUAAAUGCGGUUUCGAUUGUAUGCGAAUAUUCUUGGUGAUUUUCAUUUUUUGGACUUUUAUCUCAAUGGUUGUUAUGAUGAAAAUGUUUCCAAAAAGAGUGGUUUCAUAG